Messenger RNA from Acomys russatus (golden spiny mouse), 1445 nucleotides. It is a transcript of the gene Gnat1, whose product is annotated as G protein subunit alpha transducin 1. Bases 322 to 1374 code for a protein of 350 amino acids. Gene Ontology annotation, biological process: adenylate cyclase-modulating G protein-coupled receptor signaling pathway. Lineage: Eukaryota; Metazoa; Chordata; Mammalia; Rodentia; Muridae. Gene Ontology annotation, cellular component: heterotrimeric G-protein complex. The transcript is spliced from 9 exons. The record is from RefSeq and is a predicted model, not a curated record. Gene Ontology annotation, molecular function: G-protein beta/gamma-subunit complex binding; GTP binding; GTPase activity.
GUUCUACCAAACAAACUCCUCUAGGACGGGGAAGGACUCUCUAGGGUCUCUUCUGGAGAACUGGAGGGGGGCAGCGGGGUGCAGAGUCAGCAGUGGGAGGAUUGGGGCCUCGCCAGCCUGAUUAAAUGCUAGGAGACUGAGCUUCACCUGUCCUUGUCUCUGAUUGGCCCUUGGGGCAUCCCUAGCUCCCAAAUCCCACUGAGCAACCCCACCAGGGCCUGUGCAGAUCUGUGGAGAGCCAGUUGAUUGCGAGCUUUGAGGCCAGAAGGUUGUCUGAGGCCGGAGGCUACCUACCCUGUCCCUUUGCCUGCUGCUGGUGCCAUGGGGGCUGGGGCCAGCGCUGAGGAGAAGCACUCCAGAGAGCUGGAAAAGAAGCUGAAAGAGGAUGCGGAGAAAGACGCGCGCACAGUGAAGCUGCUGCUUCUGGGUGCUGGUGAAUCCGGGAAGAGCACUAUUGUCAAGCAGAUGAAGAUUAUCCACCAGGACGGGUACUCACUGGAAGAAUGCCUCGAGUUCAUUGCCAUCAUCUAUGGCAACACUCUGCAGUCCAUCCUGGCCAUUGUUCGGGCUAUGACCACACUCAACAUCCAGUAUGGAGAUUCCGCACGGCAGGAUGAUGCCCGGAAGCUGAUGCACAUGGCGGAUACAAUUGAGGAAGGCACAAUGCCCAAGGAGAUGUCAGACAUCAUUCAGCGCUUGUGGAAGGACUCGGGUAUCCAAGCUUGCUUUGACCGAGCCUCAGAGUACCAGCUCAAUGACUCUGCUGGCUACUACCUUUCAGACCUAGAGCGUCUGGUGACUCCAGGAUAUGUGCCCACUGAGCAGGAUGUGUUGCGUUCUCGUGUCAAAACCACUGGCAUCAUCGAGACACAGUUCUCCUUCAAGGACCUCAACUUCAGAAUGUUCGAUGUCGGUGGGCAGCGUUCCGAGCGCAAAAAGUGGAUCCACUGCUUCGAGGGUGUGACCUGCAUCAUUUUCAUCGCUGCGCUGAGCGCUUACGACAUGGUGCUGGUGGAGGACGAUGAAGUGAACCGAAUGCACGAGAGCCUGCACCUGUUUAACAGCAUCUGCAAUCAUCGCUACUUCGCCACGACAUCCAUCGUGCUCUUCCUCAACAAAAAGGACGUUUUCUCCGAGAAGAUAAAAAAGGCACACCUCAGCAUCUGCUUUCCCGAUUACGAUGGACCUAACACUUACGAGGAUGCCGGCAACUACAUCAAAGUGCAGUUCCUGGAGCUUAACAUGCGACGUGACGUGAAGGAGAUCUAUUCCCACAUGACGUGCGCCACCGACACACAGAACGUCAAGUUUGUCUUUGAUGCUGUCACCGACAUUAUCAUCAAGGAGAACCUUAAAGACUGCGGGCUCUUUUGAGAUGCUGGGGUUCAUGUGUGUCCAUUGCCCUGAGACUCUGUAGCCCCCCUCCAAAAAACUCCUGUCCCUCA